Lodderomyces parapsilosis is the source of this 3660-nucleotide messenger RNA. RefSeq lists its product as uncharacterized. NCBI's taxonomy places the organism in Eukaryota, Fungi, Ascomycota, Pichiomycetes, Serinales, Debaryomycetaceae. The record is from RefSeq and is a predicted model, not a curated record. Gene Ontology annotation, molecular function: RNA binding. The transcript has a single exon. Bases 1 to 3660 code for a protein of 1219 amino acids.
AUGAAUAAUUUCUUAAAGUCAACUUCGCCAUCAUUACCGACUGGUCAACAUCUGUUUCAACAGUCACAACAGUCACAGCAACAGCAACAGCAGCAAUCGAAUCAAGGUAGAAGCAGGUCAGGUACAUUACCAACAUCAUUCAUCACAACAACACGUAACCAAUUGACUCCUAAUGGACAUAAUUUGUCCACCUCUACUUCAAACAAUACACUUGCCAACCCAUUAACCAGUAGUCCUUUGUAUCACACUGAACCCCAGAUAAGUAGUCACAAUGUCGGCAGCAAUCAAGACUUUUUAUUGACUGUCCCUACAUCCAAGGAUAGCGCUAUUUCAACAUCUCCACUUCACAAUAGCUUUAUGUCCAAUACAUCAAUGGCAACUGCAAAUGGCAAUAACAUCAACUUGAAUUUAAAUGUUGAUGGGAAUUUAAGUACCACGCCUACUCGAAGGAUGAGAUCAGGAUCAUUGUUUUCUACAAAUUCAAUUUGGAAUGAUGAUAACAACUCAUCUAAUAGUAAUCACAGUUUACAUUCAGAGUUUGUUAUAAGUCCAUCGUUGGAUGCAUCGUCGCCUUCUCACCAACAACAGUACUUGCAGCAACAUCAACAUCAACAGCAGCAGCAGCAGCAGCAACAACAACAAUUACAAUAUCAGCAGUCGUCUUUGCGUAAUAGAUCUUACACUACUAAUGCAGCUAUCCCUAGUGUCACCAUUAAUGCAACUGCUGAAUCAUUCAACAAUCAUAGCAACCCAACCCACAAUGGAUCAUACUACAGAAAUGGUGGUCUGAACAAAGUGUCAACAUCACCAUUCAUUUCCAUAGGAGGUAAAACUAACGACAACAAUUCACUAAUUGAUAAUUUUAUGUUGAAUGGGGAAGACGCAAGUGCAAACGCACCGAGAAUCAGAUCACAAACUUAUUCUGGAAGUACACCGCCAGGAGUCAAUGAGCAAAUUUUCAACACUAAUUCAACUGCUGCGAUUUCGGGUGCGCAUUUGGGAGCAAGAUUGCAAUUAAAUCCACAACCGGACAUUCUUCAAGCUCAGCUAAAUAAUAACUCCUUUCCAGGGGAAAAUUUCGAUUUCACCACUAAACAAGAUAUCAAACCAGACUUAAUUGAUGAUUUUGAUUUUUCACAAUUGAUGAUUACGACAAAUUUUGAAAAUACCAAUUUGGGACCAACGAGAUUUCUUUUGUUUGACAAUUUGCCCUUGUACAUUGAUUCCUGCAAAUUAUUUAUGAUCUUGGUCAAUUCGAAUAAUCAUAAAUCAUUUGGCAGCGUGGUCAGUGUCAAGAUGACCAUAACUACAACUUCAAAAUUGGCAUUGGUUGAAUGUACAAAUAUUGAAACUGCCAUGAAUUUGAAAGCCAAUUUUAAUCAUUUGGAAAUAUCUCCGGGCAAUACAUUGUAUGUUGCAUUUGCUAAAGUUGAAGAACCACGGAUGAUGGAUGUGUAUGACUCGCCAGUUAAAUCGAUUGCUGAACUUAAUUUGAACAACAGCACUCAAGCCAAAAGUCUUCGAGGACAAAGCAAUUCACCACAAUCGGUAUUGUCUAAGCAUGGAUCAAUUUCGUCUGCUGAAAUGAAUGGAAAUGCUAGUCACCAUGCAACAACAUCUACUGGGUUUACCGCUUCCACAACAGCAACAGCAGCGAAUACAAGCAACAUCAUUGAAGUCAUUACCAAGCUUUCAUCAUCGGUAAACUUGAGCAACAUUCGAUCCAUUGUUAACAAAUGUAUUGCCUAUCCUAAUGAAAACUACCGCUCCGAUUUCGGUCCAUUACCUGACCCCAUACCAUCAAGACAAUUUGAUUCACCAACGUUGCGCGAAUUGAGAAAAGUUUUGGAAAACAAAGAGGCUGGUUUAUUUGACCAAAUUGGAGAUUCCAACUUUAGUCAAGUUUCUGUUGAUGAAUUGGCUUUGGCUAUGCUCGAUGAAUUGCCAGAAAUAUGUUAUGACUACUUGGGUAACACCAUUGUGCAGAAGCUUUUUACAUUACUCGAUGAUGAAAAUGAAGAUGUUCAUGGAGGUGGCUCAUUGGUCAAAUUAAUGAUGGUUAAAGAAAUUGCUCCUUAUUUGACCCAAUUAUCAAUCCACAAGAAUGGGACAUGGGCGAUUCAAAAAAUCAUCAACUUGUGUUGCGGCUGUAGCUCAUCAUUACAACAGAUGUAUUUGAUUGGAGCCAGUUUGAAACCAUAUGCUGUUAAAUUGUUUAAUGAUCAAUUUGGUAAUUAUGUAAUUCAAGGAUGUAUUAAAUUUGGAUCGCCAUUUAAUGAUUUUGUGUUUGAGGCCAUGCUUGACAAUUUUCUUGAAAUCAGUUUUGGUCGAUAUGGAGCAAGGUGUAUCAGGACAAUUUUGGAGGGUUGCAACAACAAUAACCAGCAUCAUCAUGAAACGAACGGUAUCAAGGCUGAAGGGACCGUGUCUCAUGAGCAAGUUUUGCUUGCUGCUGGACUAAUUAUUGAAUUUGCAAACGAGCUAGUUGUGAACUCGAAUGGUAGUUUGUUGAUCACAUGGUACUUGGAUACGUUUGACUCACAUAAUGGAACUAAAAUUAAUUUACUCGUUGAUAAAUUCUUGCCUAAUUUGCCAAAUCUUUGUGUUCAUCGAUUGGCCAAUUUGACCAUUUUGAAGAUACUAAACCAUAACACUGCCACCACCACUACCACCACCACCACCACCACUAAUCAUUCAAAUGAUGGUGACGUCAAGCAUGUUCUAAUUGAUGCGAUUUUUGCAAACAUUGACAAUUUGAAAUUCAUCUUGCAAGAACGAAGUGAUGAUAAUAAUUCCAAUGCGGGACCAUUGUUUAUUUAUAAAGUAUUGAGUAACCCCAUACUUGCUGAGUUGACUAGUGGCUAUUUACCCGCGAUUAAGCGGAUUUUAAUGGAGAUUAAUAUUAUCAAUUUUCAUAAUUAUAAAAAGUUGAUGGAUGAAGUUGGAUUGUCGAGUAGUCGAUCAGGGAAAUCCUUUUCAUCAAAGAGAGGAGGUGGUAGUGGUGGUGCAACAUCAGGAGCAACAGGAGGCGGAGCGGGAGUGGGAGGAAGCAGUGGUGCCCAUAAUCUUAAUCAUAAUCAUAGUCACCACGGUAAUGGAAGACGUGGACAACGGAAUGGCAAUGGUGGAGCUUCAAAAUAUGAUUCUUAUCAAAAUCACCACCACCAUCAACAACAUCAACAUCAGCACCAACUACAGAAUCAUCAGCAACAGCCACCAUCAACGGGAAAUUUCCAUUCUCAGCCGCCUCAUAUUCAACAACAGUUUUCCAUGCAACAUAUUCCACCACCACAAUCGUAUCAGUAUGUUCCCCUUGUUCAACCUCAACAACAUCAGUAUGCAACUCAACAACCAUCGGCUUAUAUGAAACAGUACUAUGCCCAACAAGCCAUGGCCCAAGCACAAGCACAAGCACAAGCACAAGCACAAGUACAAGCACAAGCACAAGCACAAGCACAAGCACAACAACAGUAUUAUCCACCACCACCACCACCACCACAACAACAACAACGUGGAGGUUUACUACCAUCACAACAACCACUGCCUCAAGAGUUGGCAGUUAUGCAACAAUUGGAACAGUUAUCAUUGAGUAGUGCUGCAUUGGGCUACAAUUCCAACCCAAGCACACCAACGGUUCAACAAAGAAAUCUGUACAUGUAA